This is a messenger RNA of Macrosteles quadrilineatus (aster leafhopper), 372 nucleotides long. RefSeq names its product endocuticle structural glycoprotein ABD-5-like. Lineage: Eukaryota; Metazoa; Arthropoda; Insecta; Hemiptera; Cicadellidae. Gene Ontology annotation, molecular function: structural constituent of chitin-based larval cuticle. The coding region runs from base 1 to 372 and encodes 123 amino acids. The transcript is spliced from 3 exons. Gene Ontology annotation, cellular component: chitin-based extracellular matrix. The record is from RefSeq and is a predicted model, not a curated record.
AUGAACUCCUGCGUCGCUCUCCUCCUGGUCCUCGUGGCUGUGGCGUACGCCCGCCCGCAGUUCAGUCAGCUCCAGGCUACCCACCCUGUCGCUCAGAUUGUCCAAAGGACGCAUCUUCAGGACGACGCCGGCCAGUUCAGUUACAGUGUGCAGGGCUCCGACGGUCAGGUUCGCCAAGAGUAUGGUCAACUGAAGCCCAGAGCUGAUGGUAAGGGACACGUCCUCGUCUACACGGGCAGCUACUCCUACAACGACCCCGAUGGCAAGCGUGUGCAGGUUAACUACGUUGCCGAUGAGAACGGAUUCCAGCCCACUGGAAAUGUGAUUCAUCCAGCACCCGCCCCUCCCCCACCUGCCCAAACAACCUUUUAA